AUGGAUGACUGCAUUGAAACUUUGAAGGUUGAAGAUGAGAAGCUUUCUGUUGAGCCUCGACCACAAGCCAAAAUUUUUCGUGGUGUUGUCGAAACUAAACGUUUUGCCAAAGAUAUGGAAUCACGACGAAGUGCCUCAUUUUAUCCAGAUAAUGCCGAUGUAAAACUUUUUGUCCAAGAUAUAAAAUUGCGGCCAAGUAUCAAAGUUUAUCUUGAUGAAAUCAAAACAAAGCUCGUUAAAGCUAGAAAGCUUCAGCCAAGUGCCUCGUUUUAUCUUGAUGAUACCAAAAUCAAACUUUUAGCCAAAGAUAUAGAACGACAGCUAAGUGCAACUUUUUAUCGUGAUGACAACAAAAGAAAGCCUACUAAAGAUAUAGAACCACAAUCAAAUCUCUCAUUUUAUCCGGAUGAUAGCAAAAUAAAGUUUUUUGUUGAAGAUGUAGAACCACGACCGAAUGUCUCAUUUUAUCCAGAUGAUGACACCAAACUGAAGUCUUUUGCUGAAGAUAUAGAACCACAACCAAAUGUCUCAUUUUAUCCAGACGAUGACACCAAAACAAAGCUUUUUGUUAAAGAUGUAGAACCACGUCGGACGAAUAUCUCAUUUCAUCCCAAUGAUGGCACCAAAACAAAGCUUUUUGUUAAAGAAGUAGAACCACGACCCAAUGUCUCAUUUUAUCCCAAUGAUGACACUAAAACAAAGUUUUUUGUUGAAGAUGUAGAACCACGACCAAAUGUCUCAUUUUAUCCCGAUGAUGACACCAAAGCAAAACUUUUUGUUGAAGAUGUAGAGCCAAGACCAAAUAUUUCAUUUUAUCCUGAUGAUGAUACCAAAGUAAAGCUUUUUGUUGAAGAUGUAGAACCACGACCAAAUGCCUCAUUUUAUCCCGAUGAUGACACCAAAGCAAAGCUCUUUGUUGAAGAUGUAGAACCACGACCAAAUAUCUCAUUUUAUCCCGAUGAUGACACCAAAGCAAAGCUCUUUGUUGAAGAUGUAGAGCCACGGCCAAAUGUCUCAUUUUAUCCCAAUUAUGAUACCAAAGUAAAGUUUUUUGUUGAAGAUAAAGAAUCACAACCAAAUGUCUCACUUUAUCCGUACAAUCUCAAAGCCAAAGUGUUCUCUGCUCAUUCUCACCAUGGUGAAGCUGACAUAAAAGUGGCACAAACUUAA
This is a messenger RNA of Benincasa hispida (wax gourd), 1170 nucleotides long. RefSeq lists its product as uncharacterized. The record is from RefSeq and is a predicted model, not a curated record. NCBI's taxonomy places the organism in Eukaryota, Viridiplantae, Streptophyta, Magnoliopsida, Cucurbitales, Cucurbitaceae.